GACACCAGUUUAGAUGAAUGCUUCGAGGCGUACAAGAAAGCAGCUGAGAUCACGUCAAAGCAAAAAGGCUUUUACAUUGAUGGCUAUUUGCAAGAGAUCUUAUGUUUAUUAAAUGUUUUAUUUCUGAAAGAGAGCGAAUAUAGUGAUCAACAAGUCAAGCACUUUGGAUUGGAAUACUUAAAACAGAUGCACGCUGCCUUAGUGAGAGAAAUCAUUGAUCCGAAAGUAAAGUUUGAUACAAAGCUAUACAAUGAUAUCUCAGCAAUCUUUAGGGUAAGUCUUGGUGAAAUACCUCCUUAG
Molecule: messenger RNA, 300 nt
Organism: Zychaea mexicana
Lineage: Eukaryota; Fungi; Mucoromycota; Mucoromycetes; Mucorales; Lichtheimiaceae
Exons: 2
Source: RefSeq, a predicted model, not a curated record